AGCCGCCAUCUGGGCUCGAGGCGUCCAGGAUGCCCUCGCCCAAGCUGCCACCCCUGGGGCUCUCGUCGCUCGAGGCUCCGCUGGCUGGCCGGUUCCCAGGUGCGCAAUACCAGCAGCCGAGCGACAUGGAGGGCUCCGGCUCCGCAGGCCCCUACUCCGACGAAGGCUUCCCGGGCGGCUUUGCCUCGGACUUCCUGCCCUGCUCGGGCGCGGGCUCCAGCUUCCAGGCCGCGCUGCAGAGCGUCGCGGCCGAGCACGGGCGGGAGGUCCAGAGGAUGCAGAUGAAGAUGGCGGAGCUCCGCGAGCUGGUGACUCACCUCCAGUGGAGAACCUUGGGGCAGGAGGUCAGGAGCACGAGCGUGGAGGUCAGCGACGCCCACGGCGCGCCCCUGGUCGUGGAGACGGUGAUGGCCGACGGCCGGACGUUCACGACCCUGGAGCCGCCGGAGCUCGACGUGCACGACCCGGGGGGGUUCUGCACCCCCACGAACUCCAGCGACGACGGCUCGGCCGGGAGUCCUGGCAACAGCCGCGCCGCAGGCUUGCGCGGGCGUGCGUCUCGCUGCUCGAGCCAGGCCUCCUCGGUUCAGGUGCGCAGGGCGACCAAGGAGCGGCCAGGCCACCUUGCCAGGGGCCGCAGCUUGAAGUACGACCCGUGGGAGGACGGCAACGGCUCCGAUGGGGAUAUCGCGAAGACGCCGCGCCUGAGGGAGCACAUCCCACCGUUGCCCGCUCAGACGGGCAGCCACAUACUGGCACCGAGCAGCCGCUCAACCGCGAGGUCCACCACAGACAACAAGCAUGUGGUAGAAGACGGGCGCGAGCCCGAAGGCGCCGAGCACGGCGGCAACGGCAUGAGCCACGGCAGCCAGGGUGGCACGGACAAGGAGCUGCUUCUGCAGAGCCAGCAGGACGCCGACUGCAGGAGCGACGGCACCGUCGACGUCGACGGCAAGCCCAAGACCCAGGGGCAGAACACGCUGCAGACGCACAACUCGGAGGGGCUGCAACGUCGCACGGUCGACAACAGGACGUCGAACAGGCUGGCGAAGGAGCUGCUCGAGUACGAGACUACAGGUCAAAGACUUUGGCGCGAAAGGCAGUCCCUGCAGAGGUCGCUGAUGUCCCUGCACGGGUCGCUGCAGUCCAACAACCUCCGACAAUGUAGUCCCAGAUUGCAGCAGUUGGUCAACCAUUGGUCGUUUGAUUUUCUUUGCGGGAUGGUGAUCGUCAUCAACACCGUCCUCAUCGGCUUGAGCACACAGCACGUGGCAGUGAGGGGUGGCCAGGACAAGCUCGAGUACGAGAUCGCUGGCAUGAUCUGCAACGCGUUUUUCCUGGUGGAGUUGAUGUUGCGGCUUCAAGUCAUGGGGCUGAGGUUCUUCACCACGGAGGGUUGGCGCUGGAACCUGUUCGACAUGUUCCUAGUGUUGUUCUCCAUCCUGGACGCCGUCAUCCAGUACGGCUACAACGCGGACGCUGGAGCCGUCGGGCAGAGCAUGAAGACGGUCAAAAUGCUGCGCAUCGUGAGGGUGUUUCGCGUUUUCCGCUUCUUCACGGAGCUGAGGAUCUUGGCGCUGAUGAUCCUGGAUUCCUUCCGGUCUCUCGCGUGGGCGCUUCUGAUGUUGAUCAUCAUAAUGUACGUGUUCGCGAUCUGGUUCACCCAAGACGUCGCCAGCCACAUCCUCAAGGUCAGAAGCGAGGGCCUACCCGUGGACCCCGUGCUCACGGAGUACUUCGGGAACCUGCUGCUGACCCUGUCCAGCCUCUUCCACGCGAUGCUCAACGGCAUCAGCUGGAUCGAGCUCACCAACGGGUUGAAGUACGAGCCAUCGAUGCAGGCGCUGUUCUUCUUCUACGUUUCCUUUACGCUGCUGGCCACGGCGCACACGCAGAGAGAGUUCCUGGUCGAAAAGCAGAUCGAGCAAAAACAGAAGUGGCUGCAGGAGAUGAAGGAGCUCUUCCAGGAGAUGGACAAGGAGGGCUGUGGCAGCAUCAGCCUCGAGACCAUCCAGGAGUUCCUGAAGGACGCCCGGGUGGAGUCCUACUUCCAGGCGCUGGGCCUGGAGCCGCACGACACCGAGCGACUGUUCGACCACCUGGACGACGACAACUCGGGGGAGGUGAGCUUGGACGAGUUCCUGCAGGGCUGCCUGCGGCUGAGGGGCCAGGCCCGCAGCAUCGACGUCUACUCGGUAAUGCACGACGUCAGGUCUCUGAACAGCAGGUUCGAGGAGCUGGUGGACAGCCUCCGCGGGGUCGCCAGGCUGGCGUCGGAGAGCAGCAGCCGUGCCAGGAAAAGCUCGUACGCGCAGAGCCAGGCGUGCGUGGAUAUGCCGGGCGCCGUGUUCUCGAAGCAGGGGGCCGUCAAGACGCUGUCAGAGCCCGUCGAAGACGACGAGAUGCCCACGGUGAUCCAGAGGUCCACGAAGCCCGCGCUCAUGGCGGACGGCACUGGCGGCCAGCGCUGAACUGAAGCUACCGAAGGAGGCGAACUACACAGAGUGCCUCCAGCGCGUCGUUCGCAUCAAAUCCUACUGCCAUCCCUGAUCCUUGAUCUGGCUUAAUGUUUGAACCUCACAUCCCCUUUUCGGCCCCGUGACCUUUCGUCCCCCCGCUUCGUCUCCGUUCGUUCCCUUGUGACUCGGCCAUGUGCGGUUCGAACCCGCCCUGUUCUGGCAGGAGGCAAGUUGUUCGUACAUUUGAGUGAAGCUCAACGCCGUGUCUUGGCUUUUGCCCACCUCCAGAUCUGCUGCCUCCACCCGCUCGGGGAACUCGUGCAGGUCUUUUCUGGUUUUUCGGUGGGCAGUUUAUGCGAUGACCUUGCUUUGCGUUCCCGCACUGAGAAAA
Molecule: messenger RNA, 2850 nt
Organism: Prorocentrum cordatum
Lineage: Eukaryota; Dinophyceae; Prorocentrales; Prorocentraceae
Source: the annotation of a GenBank genome assembly